UGCGGCAUCUUGCGUGCGUGCGCACCCACGCUGAUUGAUUGAUGGCACGAUUUGAUGGCUUGUUUGCGUGAUGAUGGUAACGACGAUGAUGACGACCGUGACGGAAGAUGCGUACACACAUAUAGAUGAAAAGAAAAUGACAGUUAUCUGACUUGGCUUUUCUUGCAGAACACUGCAAAGGUCGGUAUAUUUCCAUAACCACUGCCGCUCUGCGAGUCCUUUGUGCCCAAGCCCUGGAACCUGGAGGACCCAAAGAGUGUGCCGCUUGGCGGGGAUGCCGAGGCUUCCCUGCAGGAGGCCUCGGGUUUAUUCAGACGGCUCGAGAAGCAUCACGUGGUCAAGAGGAUGCAUGACACACUGGACCUGGAUACUUUGAUUGGGUACACUCCUCCCUCAGCACCCCCGGACCUCCCCCAGGAGACGGGGCCUCACCAGGCUUUGGAGGCGGAGCUCGAUGAAGACGGUCACUUCAGCGGUUUCGGCAUUCUUGGCUCUUCCGUAUCGGCAUCAACAACAACGACGACGACAGACGCGGCGGCGUCUUCUAAUAUUGCCACGACCGCGGUGGCGCCUGGGACGGGCACCGGCACAGGUACCGACUUUGGACUGCUGGCGGUCAAAGAUUUUUCCCGCAACGCCACUGUGGCAGACAUUGACAUGGCCACUAGCAUACCGCCUUGGCAGCCCAAAGAGGAGGAAGAGAAAGAGAAGGAAGGAAAAGAAACCAGGGCCACGUCCACCUCAGAUGUUUCGCCUAAUGGGGGCUUAUCUGAGACCAGCUGGAACUGGAUGACCACGGCCUCUCAGGAGGAUCAUGUGGUGUGCGUGGACUGGACACAGCCAAGUGGACAUGGCUAUGUCAUCCUCAACAUGACACACAAUCUCAACUGCGAAGAGUUCCGCAGUGAUGGCGGCAUGCGCCUGCUGAAAACAAUGGAGCGCCGGUUUGCACGGCGCAUGAAAAGCCCCGAGGGAUCUUGGGUAAUUUACCUCAGCAAGCCCACACACCAACAACGACAGAUGCUGAUGCACGUGGCGUCUGAGCAUGGUGUAAUAUCCACUAAGGAACUGCUGAACCUGCUGGGAGAAAUGCGUUUAAGUUUAAACAAGGUGGGCAUCCAGGACUACAGCGCCCCUUCUACAUGCCCACCCCGCCGCAGUCCAUCCCAGCGUAGCGACUACAGCAAACUCUUUGUGGUCCUGGUGGUCAUUGGCUCCAUCUGCCUGGCCAUCAUCACAUCAGGCUUUAUCUACAUCUGCUGGCAAAGACGGCCCCCUACCGCCAAGACCACCUUCCACGGCGAGGAGCUUCGAUUUGUGGAGAACGGUUGCCAUGACAACCCCACCCUGGACGUGGCGUGCGACAACCAGCCUGACGACCGGCCUCAAGACCACCAAGAGGAAGACGAAGACCAGAAGAAGAAAAACAAGAGUCCGAGUACCAAUGGACUGGUGGGGGGAGGCGAAGGCGUCUGCAGGGACGACAACAACCCUCACUGGCAGGUGUUUGUCAAUCAAGCAGUAGCGGAGGAGGAGGAAGAGGAGGAGGAGGAUGAAGAGGACACACACCUUUGAUGGAAGAGGAUGGGAAAGAGGAUGGAGUGUCUGUGCCUUGAGGGAGGUCGCCAAAGUGGAGUCACCCACCCACGUCAUCGCCAGGGCUUGUUAGCCAUGCUAUCUUUUCACCACAGCGAAAUAAUUUCGACCAAAGUAGCUCAUAGCUGCUCUAAUUUCCACGGGUAGGACAUUCCAGCAUGCUGGAGCCCAAAAAAAGAGAAUGCUCGGGAACCUCCAAACUUACAGUAAGUCACUACAUUUUGGGAUGGAAGAUAUGGCACCACAAUUUCAGGAAGGAACAAAAUCUUUACAUGGCAUCUCAAGUGCGCCGGGAGCCAGUUCUAUGUUGCUAUGCUUGGCUAAACUCCAGAGCAGAAGAUAAAAGCUGUGUUUUGCGCUGCUAGCAGGCCUAUUUUAAUACUUAUCAUCAGAAAAAUAAUCAUGCUUCAUUGUUGUAGCGAGAGCAUCACAAUAAUGAAAAAAUGUAUCCAGCUGUAUGAACUGAAUUGCAUCAUGACUCACUCGUUUGUUCAUCUGUAAAGUGUCAAAUAAAGUUUUGCGACUCUAAACAUUGGAAACCAUUGACUUUCUCUUACAAUGUGAAGUCAUGUGCGCUUAUAUUA
Molecule: messenger RNA, 2180 nt
Organism: Hippocampus zosterae (dwarf seahorse)
Lineage: Eukaryota; Metazoa; Chordata; Actinopteri; Syngnathiformes; Syngnathidae
Gene: podxl2
Product: podocalyxin-like 2
Exons: 12
Coding region: 346-1575 (409 amino acids)
Source: RefSeq, a predicted model, not a curated record